AUGAUUCUUCGCAAACAGCGAACUAAUCUCUGCAGAACAGGCACAAUUAAGACUAAAUAUCAAGCAAGUCAGGCAGACGAGGAUUUGAGCAAUAAUAUGUCAAAUUCAAAUCUGAACCAGACAAAUGAAGGCGGACUCACUUCAAACUAACUAAAUAGCUAAAACCCUCUUAAUAAUUAACCAUCUGACCAAGUCCAAGAUGAGGAACUUAAAAAGAAAAUUGCACUCUACUAUCAUACACUUUUCUAAGGCUGUCUAGGAUAAUGGUUUGUUUUGCUGCAGUAAAACAACUAUUCAAAGUUGACGAAGAAGCAGUAUAUGGAGUUAAACAUGCGCAUCUAGAAGAGUUUGAUUCUAGACUUUGACUACCAAAGUGCUCAGGAGUCUGCAGUUGAGGACUGGAAGAUUGAUAUCGAGAGAGAAACUUUCGAUAAGAGAAACGGAAAAGACCUAAAGGGAUAAUUGUCCUAGAUAAAUGAAGAGGAUGAAAAUGCUGGAGUGAAACAAGAUGAGCCUUACGUAAUUGACUUCGAAAGACUCUCAGAGUUCUUCUUUGAUUUGUGCCUAUCAUGGUGUCAAUACCUUGAUAUAGAGACAUUUUUGUUCUUUUUGAAUGGUAUAUUCCUGAACAUAACAAAAGGAUCUCAUGUAAAUGUGUCUACCUUCAAGGAUCUAGAGGAAAUAGAAGUGCUUUCAAUAGAAUUCUUUAAUACACUUCUGUCUUACAGAUCAAAAUGCGAGCAAAUAGUCGAGAAUGGAGAAGCCUAUAAAGACUGGUAUGCUAGAAAUUUUGGACGUUAGGGGGAAAUUGUUAGAUCAGUUGAGAAAACCUUACACGAGGCGUUUAAAGAAAAAAGUGAAAACAGAAUCUUGGAUCUCUGGAUAGAUUUGCCCACCUAGUCACAAAAUCAAUAUAUCAACUAGCAUUUCGAUAAGUUAGAUAAAGAUCUCAAGUAAAUCCACAAGGCUAGCAAAGCCACAGAGCUACUGACUUAGAGCAUGAACAUGAUGGAUCAAAUUAAAAGAAUCAACUUGAAUGACAAAACUAGAAAAGAUUUCAAUCUUAAAAAUUAUGGUGAUCAGAAUACUACUUUGAGGAGUCAUUAAACUGAAAAUAACAAUUCUAACUAGAUAAUGCUAGUCAAUCCAGAAAAACUGAAAAGAGGGCCUCUCAAAAUUUCUAAUACAAAAGAGAUGAGAUAAAAUGAAAUUGAAAAGCAUCUGGUUGGCUAGUUAGGAGACAGAUUCAAACAUGCAAAGUUGCUGGAAAUAUCAGAAAACUCGUAUUUAAUAGCAGCAGAUGUGCGUUUACCUAUAUUUGGUAGAACUUUUUAGCCAAUAGAAAGAACCAAGACUAGUAUAUCAAAGAGAGGUUACUUGUUGAAGCUACAUCCAGAAUACAUCAAUAAGGCUAAGAGAAGGAUGAUGGAUGCUACAAGCACUCAAAACCAUCACUUGAUAGUAAACUAGGAUUUACCCAUCCAUCCAAAUCAUUAGCAUAAUAUUGCCACUUAACCCGUUGACAAUAAUAACUAAGCCUUGAAGAAUGUUGUCUAUGAGAAAAUCAAAAUUAAGCAAUCGCCUAGAAAUACUAAUAAUAACUUCUAAAACAGAAAGGACUCCCUUGGCAAGGAAACUCUAGACAGUGAAAGUGAUGCUUAAGGAGCGAUGCAAGUUCCUUCAUCCUUUGAUACAGCUCCUUAUAAUCAUCACUAGCAGAUGUUGCAGCAAAGAGCGCUGAUGAACUAGUACUCAGAAGAAAACAAGAGCAACAUUAAUGUGAAGGUCCCAGACUUGAUUCACCAGACUUAGAUUUCGUCUAUGAUCCUUAAUGACAACAAGUAGAUCAAUCAAACAAGCCAUGUAGACGACAGUAGUCUGCUUAUAUCCCAGAAUAAUUUCAUGCCAGCUCAUUUGAUGCAGAGCAAUUAGCAGCAGAACCAGUCUUAUAGCUAUCCACCUAAAUCACCUACAAACAAUAAUCUUGAUGAAAGAGCCAUAAACCAAGUCUAUGAUAGAUACCUGUAACUGCUGCAGGAGGAUAAGCCAGCCUAGAUUGGAAAUAUACUUAAAGAGGAGACCUUCGCCAGAUAGUUUAGUGGAGCAUAAUUCGAUGAGCAGUAGAUUGAACAGGCAGUUCUUGAGAGACUGUAGGCAGAGGAGGAGUCAGCAGAGAUUCAAGAGAUGAUUGCCAAAUUCUACAAUAAAUUUGAUGAGCUGCACGAACAAUCAGUCAGUUUGGCAUUGGCUAAGAGUCCUAACAAGCAGCAAGUGAAGAAUGAGAUCAAGUACAAGAUACCAGAGAGGUGGACUAAGAAGUUUCACAGGCAUGAUAUCAUUCCUAUUAACAACUUUGGUUCCAGUGCUGUCAAUGAAGAAAGAGGCAGGGUUAAUAAAGCAAACAUGAUAGCCCAUAAAUAAAAAGUACAGGACUAAUAAAACUAGAUCAGAGAAGCUAUAAUUCUUCAGUAAUAGCAGAUGCCCCUUUCUAACUCAAUGCUAAAAGAGAGUUUAUCUAGCAGAGCCACUCCUAAGAGUGACUUCAAGCGCAAGAGGAUGAGUGUCAAUUAAGAACUCCAACCUAAUUACCAGCAUUAGUCAGAGAUGAGUCAGUAAAAUCUGCCUUUAAGGUAGAACUUAAAUCAGGAUGCAGACAAUGGAAUCGCUAACCCCUCUUAAUAACAAGAAUUCGCGCCUGCAGACACUACUAAAAUAGAAGCUAACCUAAGAGACGACAUGGCUGACUCCACUGAUGUCUCUAAAGCUGGGGACCUAACAAGAAUGGAUAGCGAGAUUAAAAGCAGUGGGCUAUGCAAGCCUCAAAGAUACGAUUGGAGUGAGGUCGCGCAUUUGUUUGAGAAUGGAGUGGUCCCAGAGGAAUUGCUUCAAAUUGCAGAUCCCAUAGAGUAUAACUACAUCCUAGUGAGACUUAAGAAAGACUUCAACGAGAAGAAUAAGAGUGAGUACAUCAAGUACAUGAAUCUGCAGUUGCCAUAUCAUUCUAGAAGGGAUGAAAUCGGAGGAGUCAUCACAACUGAGGAGUGGAAUGUUUUCGUUAAUAGACUGGAAAACAUAAUAGAUAGAGUGAAAAAGAGGAGAAGAAGAAUUAUAAGGAGAAGAAAGAAGAAGGGCAACAAGAAACUCCCCAGGAAGACUUUGUUCAAGCCAGUCCAAAGGCCUAAUCUCGCUAAUGAUCCGUUGUGGCGUGAAGUCUUCUUGGAUCCUAGCUCGGACGAAGGGGAUUCAGAUGAUGACGAUGUCUAUGGUAGUGGUAAGAAAAAUGAGGACAUGGAUAUCUACCAGCUAGGUCUCAGGAGUGUUGGUUCUCAAAAAUCAGCCACCAACAGCAUGAGUAUGUUCUAAAAGAAUGCAGCUUAAAUGCUCGGUCUGGCUGGUAAUCAAAGCACCAGAGGCAUUGCCACAAGUACGCAUAAAAAUAAAACUCAACAUAAGACUAUACAUAAUAUACAGUUAACCUAGGAGGAAUUGUCGCUUCCUCCAAUUAUCAGACCUUUACUUUAUGAGGAUCUCAAAAAUCAAGGAAGGUAGAAAAGUUCUACUGCUAAAUUAAGGACAGCUCAGAUGAAUUUGAAGGAGACAGUCGAGAGAUUCCCAUAGUCGAAAAAUAUGCUUAACAUGCGCUUCAAAGACUAUUACUAUGACCCCUUCGACAAAGAACCACACAAAGCAUCAAGAAUGAUUGGACCUGAGACUUCUAUGUAAUUUAUACUGUUUAUAUAUAAUUUUUAUAGGAUAUAAAAGAUGGAUCACAACUAUACCUCUAAGAUCAGAAGAUCGAUUAAGAACACAACGUCUCAGCACGCAGGCAACACAACAAUACUUAAUAAAACUAACUUUUGA
Stylonychia lemnae is the source of this 3861-nucleotide messenger RNA. Lineage: Eukaryota; Ciliophora; Spirotrichea; Sporadotrichida; Oxytrichidae. The record is from the annotation of a GenBank genome assembly.